AUGAAGCACCUUCUUCCAAGAGCGGCGGCUUUGGCCGUGGCCUUCCUCUCCGCGCCCGUGCUGGCGCUCUUUGAGGAGACCAUGGUCGAGUUCAGGGCAUCCAGCAGCUCCAUUGACAUCACGACCGCCCCGAUCGUGCUCUCGUCUGACGACUGGACUGGCGUCCACAUCGCUGCCGAUUCCCUUUCGAGCGAUCUCGAGGCGAUUACAGAGGUCAGCCGUGACCUAUUCAGUUACGCCGUGGAUGAAGCCGAAGAGUACCUCGUCAACUUGACGAGCAUAGUCAUUGCCGGCUCCGUCGACUCUGCUCUGAUUCGGUCUCUAGUGGAUGCCGAGAUUCUUGAUGUCGCGGAUAUCGAGGGCAAAUGGGAGUCUUUCAAGACCACUGUUGUAGACGCGCCGUUCCCUGGUGUGGACAGCGCCUUGGUUAUUGCGGGUAGUGAUAAGCGAGGCACCAUCUUUGGUAUCCACACUCUGGCAGAGCAGUGUGGACAAUCGCCGUUCCACUGGUUCUCCGACGUGCCACCUAAAAGCAUGCUCUUGGACUCCUCCCCGGGCAACAUCUUCUUCACAGACGACCCCGGAAAUCAGCAGUUGGCGGAUGACUACGGUAUCGUCAUAUCCACUGCUCAUCACGAGCCCAUGCAAAGGGCUACCAAUGAAUGGGAUGAGUCCGGCCUUGGUGCCUGGGACUGGUCCAAGAACCGCGAGAACAUGACCGACUUCAUGGAGGUGGGCAUAGAGAGGGCUGGAAACAACGAAUCUUACUUCACCAUCGGCCUGCGUGGCUUGGGUGAUGAGGCAGCCAACACAGAGAAUGCCAUUGAAAUGCUCAAGGAAGUGUUUGAGGUUCAGCGAGGCAUCAUUGAAAAGUAUCACGGCGCUCCGGAUGCUGACGUCACUCUCUUGUUCCCCGAUGACAACUGGGGUAACGUGUACCGCCUACCCACUGGUGAUGAAGUCUCAAGGAAAGGAGGCAGCGGCGUUUACUAUCACUUCGAGUAUGUGGGACUUCCACGCUCGUACAAGUGGGCCAAUACCAACAAUCUCGCCAAGGUCCUAAAGGAGCUCAUGCACUCGUAUCUUCGCGGCGCCGACCGUAUCUGGAUCGUCAACGUUGGCGACAUUAAGCCGAUGGAGAUUCCCUUUGCUUUUGCCAUGGACUUGGCCUGGAACGUGUCCAACUUUAGCUUUAGCAAGAUACCUACCUAUCUCAAGCUUCUUGCCACCCGCGAGUUUGGCGCGGACCAUGCGGAAGAGAUCGCCGACAUACUCAUGGAGCACAGCCAUCUCAUCGGCAUGCGCCGUUUCGAACUCGUCACGGCUGACACUUUCUCUACGCUCAACUACCACGAGGCUGAGCGUAUCCUGGGCCGCUGGAAGGCUUUAUCCGCACGAGCCAAGGCCGUCUACGACCAGCUUGACGGCCAACUCCAGCCAGCUUUCUACCAGCUUGUCUACCACCCCGUCGCCUCCGGGUCCAUCUAUUACUCCGUCAUGAUCGGUGUGGGCACCAACUACAAGUACGCCCUGGAGCGCCGAAACACGGCCAAUGCCGUCGCCCGCCAGGUCCUCGACGAUUUUGAUGCUAGUUACGACAUGGCUGUGUACGACGCUGCGUGGCAGGAGCCAAAGUCAUGGGCUGGUCCUGCUAGGGACAUGCUCGCAAACCUGUCGUUCGUCCAACUUCGACAGGAUAUGCAAUUCUCUCUCGGAAACCUGGGUAUUUACGCCGAACAGUCCAUCAGCCCGAUUGAACAGGGACGCUGGGCUGAGUCUGUCGACUCGUCCAUGCCCACCACCGGAUAUACGGCCCUCCUGCCCCAGAUGGACCGAUUCGGCCCCGGCGUAAGACAUGUUGACCUGUUCGCCCGAGGAGAUUACAGGGUCCCGAUUGAUUGGGAGUUGGACGAGAUAUCGGUGGAUUUUAUCAAGAUCACGCCAACGAGCGGGACUCUUGAUAAAGACAAGACCGAGCAGCGCCUCAACGUCACCAUAGAUUGGAGCAAGGUCCCUACUGACUUUGACGACACGGUCAACGUCGGCAUCACUUCCACCCCGGCAAGGUACCCGUACUUUGAUCUCAUUCGCAUCCCGGUGGUGAACACGCUUGUUCCUACCGAUUUUAAGGGAUUCCCCGAAUCCGCCGGCCUCAUUUCGCUCGAGGCACCGCAUUUCCAGCGCUCAUCGGCCAUUACGAAUCAGAAGACGGAGGAGAAGGACCCAGUCGUGGGCUUCUCAGUAGAAAAUGCUGCGACCUCGGCAUGGGUAGAGUAUGACAUCUAUCUCUUCUCCGACGCGGAGGCGGUGGACGCGACGGUGUAUAUCAACGGAUGUCUUGAUACCGACCCUAAGUUGCGGAUGGAGUUCUCCUCACUGUGGGCGAAGCACCCUCAAACUUUACCCGUGUGCUAG
Molecule: messenger RNA, 2415 nt
Organism: Parascedosporium putredinis
Lineage: Eukaryota; Fungi; Ascomycota; Sordariomycetes; Microascales; Microascaceae
Source: the annotation of a GenBank genome assembly